GUCUGCGCUUUCUUCUUCAUUUAUGUUUUCUCCUUGAUUUGACGAGCUUUGUUUCUGGUCGCUAAAGACAGUGAAGUAAUUAGGUGAAGAAGAUGAGAGCUCACAAGAACACAAACAGUGCUAACAGAAGACCAGCAGUUACUCACUUACUUUGCAUUGCCGUUUUAUUGUCCCUUGUCGUUUUCGCUAUCCAAUCCUCCUUCUCAGGCGGUCGAGGCUCAGAUCUCUACAGAGAAGAAAUCCGUACUUUAUCAGAUUUCCAAUCUUCUGUUCAGCAAUGUGUGGCGAACAGAGGGCUCGGUUUGACAGCUCAUAUUAUCGACCACUGCAAGCUGAUUCUUAAGUUUCCUCCAGGCACUAACAGCACUUGGUACAACGCACAAUUCAAAGUUUUUGAGCCGUUGGAAUAUCAAUAUGAUGUUUGUGAUGCUAUUCUAUUGUGGGAACAGUAUCGUAACAUGACUACAGUGUUGACAAGGGAAUACCUUGAUGCUCGGCCUGAUGGUUGGUUAGAUUAUGCAGCAAAAAGGAUUGCUCAAUUGGGAGCUGAUAAAUGCUACAAUAAAACUCUUUGUGAGGAACAUCUUAAUUUGAUUCUACCAGCAAAACCCCCUUUCCGACCCCGGCAAUUUAAAACAUGUGCGGUUGUUGGUAACUCAGGAGAUUUGCUAAAGACAGAGUUGGGAGAAGAGAUUGAUAGUCACGAUGCUGUUAUACGAGACAAUGAAGCCCCGGUGAAUGAGAAAUACGCCAAGCAUGUUGGGCUAAAAAGGGAUUUCCGCCUUGUUGUUCGGGGUGCGGCUCGUAAUAUGGUCAAGAUUCUCAAUGGUUCCACUGAUGAGGUACUGAUAAUCAAAAGUGUGACGCACAGAGACUUCAAUGCAAUGAUAAAGAGUAUUCCAAAUCCUGUUUAUCUCUUCCAAGGAAUUGUGCUACGCAGAGGUGCUAAGGGAACAGGAAUGAAAUCUAUUGAACUAGCUCUUUCCAUGUGUGACAUUGUUGACAUAUAUGGAUUUACAGUUGAUCCCGGCUAUACUGAAUGGACAAGAUACUUCUCUACUCCCAGGAAAGGGCACAAUCCACUGCAAGGACGUGCAUAUUAUCAGCUUCUAGAAUGCCUUGGUGUUAUUAGGAUUCAUUCUCCCAUGAGAGCACAGAGGAAACAGGACUGGUCAGAUGUGCCGAGUCGAGAAAUGAUAAGCAAAGCUCAUAAAGCCGCUUUGCGCUUAAAGAGGAGUCAGGGGCCGGAACAGUUCGGGAGUUGCAAGGUAUGGGGAAAUGUAGACCCUAACAGCAAUGGACCCAUCUCUGGCUCUUCCGACAUGAGUGAUAUCAGGAAGUUUUCAAAUUACAACAAAUGGGAGGUCUUGCCAUUUGAGAAUCUAAGAAAGGAAGCGCGCGAUCACUUUGUCCAGAUGGAAGGUGUCUCUCUCUACAAAAUGGACGGCAAUAAAUUGGAUGAUCUGGUGUGUGUGAGGCAUCCCGUAUAAUAUGUAGCUGAAAAUGGAUGGUGAUAAAUUGGAUAAUCUGAUAUAUGUGAGGCAUUUUCUGGAAUUCUCAAGGUAUGAACUGCUAGUUGCAUUGUUGCGUCUCUUUAGUUUCGUCCUUAAGUUGGUUGCAAGCAGCAGAAUUCUGCUGGCUCUAUCGAGUUGACAUGAAAUUUCCGUUGAAGAUUGGUUUCUUCGAGGAAUCUUAAAUCUGCAGCCGAUAUUCAAUCAGUUAAACAAAGUGAUUAAUUAUUAAUCAACUGUUCCAUUAGAUAGUCCUAGAAUUUAGAACCCACUGUAGCAUUAUAUUGCUGGAAACUGUAGGAAUGUUGUAUCUAGCUGGGGGAUGGUAAUGUUAUUGGUUUUCACGUGCCAAGGUUGUCAUUGUUGUUUAAUAUUCUGAUCAUUUUUUGAAUUAUUGAACUUGAUUUCAUACUAUCAUAAACUAUAAUUGCAGUUGGAAA
Mercurialis annua (annual mercury) is the source of this 1951-nucleotide messenger RNA. Its product is annotated as sialyltransferase-like protein 1. Gene Ontology annotation, molecular function: sialyltransferase activity. The transcript is spliced from 11 exons. The record is from RefSeq and is a predicted model, not a curated record. Lineage: Eukaryota; Viridiplantae; Streptophyta; Magnoliopsida; Malpighiales; Euphorbiaceae. Bases 93 to 1490 code for a protein of 465 amino acids. Gene Ontology annotation, biological process: pollen tube growth; pollen germination.